Anolis sagrei ordinatus is the source of this 2555-nucleotide messenger RNA. Its product is annotated as UDP-glucuronosyltransferase 2A2-like. Gene Ontology annotation, molecular function: glucuronosyltransferase activity. NCBI's taxonomy places the organism in Eukaryota, Metazoa, Chordata, Lepidosauria, Squamata, Anolidae. The record is from RefSeq and is a predicted model, not a curated record.
AGCUGGUAAACUGGGAAACCGAGUUUGAAAAGGCAGGAAACUGAGCACAACAGUAUAUCGGGGUAGCAGAAGGACAGGAAGAAUGUGGUGAGAACUCGACUGCUUGUAACAGGGGAGGACUUGGCUGAAGGGGUGCCUUGUGCCUCUGGGAGUGAUCUUGGAAAAAGAUAGAUAACCCAGGUACAACUUGCAGGAAAACUUAGUCCCCUAAUAAGUAGCCAGAAUAGACUGGUACCAUCUAGUGACCUACUAUAUUAUUGUUGCAUUCUUAUUUACAAGAACUGAAAAAGGAAAUAAAUUAUCUGUUCUUCUGAUGUGAAUGGUUUUAGGAGAAGCUUGUUCUCCUAAUAAGGCUUCUCUUCUCCACUCCCUGGGAGUCAGUGCAUUCCUGAUACACGCAAGACGGGAUUUUCACUGGUCAGCUCACGAGGGAACAAGGCCAAACGGGAUCUUCCUCUGGCACAAGAUUUCAUUGUUUCCUUGAUAAGAUUCAUGCUAAGGAGCCUCAAAGGAUAACCAUUCUGAAUUAUUCUGAAAUACAAGAGUGCCCCAGAAGAGCCCAGCCUUACCAUAUCACUAAUCAAGCAGAACAGAAGCAGGAGCACAAUGUCUUUGAAAUGGAUGAUGGAUAUACCAUUGAUAAUGAUGUUCCUCAUGGGCUCAGCUUCCGGUGGGAAUGUUCUGGCCUGGCCAUUUGAUUAUAGUCACUGGCUGAACAUGAAAUCUAUGAUUCUUGAGCUCACAGCUAGGGGACAUCAAGUAACAGUCAUAAUGCCUUCAUCCUACGAGGCAUCUGAAUCAAGUGUACCUUCCAACUUCCACUUCGAAGUGAUCCCCGUACCAUUCACAAGAAAGGACAUGGAUAUUUUGAUGCAGGACAUGCUCUAUUUAUGGUCUUAUGAGAAGCAUGAAAUACCUUUCUGGCAAUUUUUCAUCAAGUUGUAUGGCUUUAUGAGGGAAACAUUCUACGGAUACAAGAGUUUCUGUGACAAUGUUUUUUGGAACGAGAAGUUGCUACAAAAGUUGGAGUCAGCUGCUUUUGAUGUCCUUAUUUCGGACGGAGCCAUGCCUGGUGGGGAACUCCUUGCUGAGAAACUUCAUGUUCCAUUUCUAUAUACAUUACGGCUAUCUCCAGGACACACAAUGGAACGUAGUUGUGGCAAUAUCCCAGCUCCACCAUCAUAUGUGCCUACUGGCAUGUUAGGGCUAACGGAUAGGAUGUCUUUCUUGGAGAGGACGGCAAACGUGCUCACUUCUCUUUCAAUGGACAUCGUGUUCCAACAUUUUUUCUACAAAGAAUGGGAUACAUAUUACAGUGAUGUUCUAGGGAGACCUACAACAUUGUGUGAAACAAUGGGCAAGGCGGAAAUAUGGCUGAUCCGAACCUACUGGGACGUUGAAUUUCCACGGCCAUUACUACCAAAUUUUGAAUUUGUAGGAGGGCUGCAUUGCCAGCCAGCAAAGCCUUUGCCUAAGGAAAUGGAAGAAUUUGUCCAGAGUUCUGGAGAACAUGGCAUUGUGGUAUUUUCUCUCGGUUCUAUGAUUAAAAACCUUACAGAUGAAAGGAGUAACGUGGUUGCCCUGGCACUCAGCCAGCUUCCACAGAAGGUUGUAUGGCGGUACAAAGGGAAAAGGCCAGAAACACUUGGAGCCAAUACCAGACUUUAUGACUGGAUCCCACAAAAUGAUCUACUUGGACACCCAAAGACAAAAGCCUUUAUAACUCAUGGUGGAACAAAUGGGAUUUAUGAAGCCAUUUACCAUGGGAUUCCCAUGGUAGGGAUCCCCAUGUUUGCAGACCAACCUGAUAACGUUGCUCACAUGCGUGCAAAGGGAAUGGCUGUAGAGCUGAAUAUGUACACAAUGACAGCACAAGAUUUAGUGGACGCUGUUAAUGCUGUUAUUCACAAUAAGACAUAUAAGGAAAAUGCAGUUCGACUGUCGCAGAUUCAUCACGACCAACCCAUGAAGCCCCUAGACCGGGCUGUCUUCUGGAUUGAGUUUGUCAUGCGCCACAAAGGCGCCAAGCAUUUGAGAGUAGCUGCCCAUGACUUGACCUGGUACCAGUAUCACUGCCUUGACGUCAUUGCCUUUUUGAUCAGUUGUGUGGCACUUUUCAUGUUCAUCGUUGUAAAAUGCUGUUCGUUUUGCUGUCGGAAAUGUGGCAGCAUCACACGGAAAACAAAACUGGAAUAGUUUCUGCUCAGCACACAGCCAUAGUGUGACUUGUAUCAUCCAACAUGCUCAGACUUGGUAUGUUAAACUCUAUAGUCCUUUCCCAUCAUGUUCAGCUUGACUGGAUGCAGAAGCACAUCUAUCCUUGCUCGGCUCCAUUAAAUUGACAGCAUAGAUUUGUAGUUAUGAAUUAUUAUAUCUGUAUAGAAUAUUUAGAUUUGUUUUCAUGAAGGCAGUUAUGGAGUCCGAGAUUGCUGCUGUAUUGUAGCAACAACUGUCUUUGGGGGGGAGGGGGUGUCAGAGUCUGUCCAUUUCAUAAAAUCGAAUUGUAUAUAUUGGUUUAAAAAAUUCUUGCUAAAGUAGGAGCUUUGGCAUACUAU